CUGAUAUAACAAACAUCCAAUGACACAUCAACACGAUACAUCAUGUGAUCUCACCUACUUUGCAUUUUCCUCGAAAAUGGAAUCAUUCUAAGUACAUCACAACACAGCUGGUUUCUCAGAAUUGGUUGUGGUUUCAACUCACAGUGGAGGUAACGAAAGCUCACCGACAAUGAACCAGGGCGUGGAUCUUCUUCUUGUAGGCAAGUCUGGCAGCGGUAAAAGCGCUGUAGGAAACAGCAUUCUAGAAUCACGUGACUUCACCACCCACUCCAGGGGCUACUACGUGGAGACGUCGCCGCUAGCCAGGUCUUGCUCAUACAAAGGUCGUCACGUGACUGUGGUCGAUGGGUUCAACCUGUGCGAGGGCGACAUCCAUACCACGCUUAGUGAUAAGAUCAACUCCGCGAAGAAUGCUUUAAAGCUGGGACACGGUGGUUUCACGGCGCUUGUGCUGGUGUUGAAGUUUGGGGAGCGGCGUGAAGAAGACCCGUUGGAAGUGGCGACAGCAGCGAAGGUGAUGUUCGGUGAAAAUGUUUUGGUGGAUUUCGGUGUUUGCGUCAUCACCCGAGGGGAUGAUUUGAAGCACGUGGUAGAGGAAGAGAACGAGGGGUACCACACGUUCGAGGGCUGGUGCCGGAAACAGACAGGGCACAUGAGGGAAGUUCUCGACCAGUGCCGGAAUAGAUGCGUCUUGUUUGAUAACCGCACGGCGGAACGUUCAGAAAUGUGUGAACAGAGACGGAAGCUUUUUGAAAUGGUGGAAGUUAUGUCCGCGCAGAAUAAAAAGCGGUAUGUGAUGGAUGAUUUCAAACGUUUGCAUCAUGUUGCAGGCGGGUCGGAUGAGAAGACAAGAGAAGGGGUGCGUGAUUUUGAUGAAAAGAUUGAAGACUUAGAGAAAAAUUUAAAUUUCCUAGUGGAAAAUGGUGAUAACGAUAAACGUCGAUACAAGGAUUUGAUGUCUGAGAUAAAUAUUCUUCACGAUACCAUUUUACGGCACGUGUCUGAAAAAUCGACAAAAAAGAAUCUGGUCGAUAAGUUGCAAAAAUUGAAUGAACAAGUCAGUUUUUAUGCUGAUCUUAAAUGUCUUUCGGGAGUAGAUAAAUCGAAAGUUCUAGAAGAAGCAGCGGCAAAAGUAUCUAACAGAGAUGAAGUUUAUUCCUCACCACAGCCAAAUGGUCAGUUGGAAGGAAAUCGCCAGCAGAGGUUGACACAACAAUCGGACGAGGACACAGAUUCAGAGGAUGAAGACCAUGACGACACCGUGGGACAACCCACAUAUAGAGAUCCAGGCGCUGCAGACAGCAUCAAACUCCUACUGCUAGGGCGGACAGGGAACGGGAAAAGUGCAACAGGCAAUUCGAUCCUGGGUAAAGCAGCUUUUAAAAGUUCAUCCAACACGUCCUCGGUAACUCAGCAGAUCGCUGUUGGCAGUACCACGGUAGAUGGCGUGGUCGUCAACGUUGUGGACGGGCCGGGCGUGGACGACACGGACAAAGACGCGGGCGAUGAUCUGGAGGAGAUGAUCGCGGCCAUAGAAGAAGCUCUCAAGUUGUGCGACUACGGGUUCUCCGCGCUGCUGAUUGUGCUCAAGUUUGGCUUACGUUUCACGCGACAGGAGAGCGAGGCCGUCAAGAUGAUUAGAUCGAUAUUAGGACGCGAUGUGAUCCGGAAAUACGGCGUCUGUGUCGUCACGCAUGGGGACUGGUUCCAGAAUGAAAUGGAAGACGGCGACGAGAAGGUAGAUUUCUCAGACUGGUGUAGACAGCAGAAAGGAGAUAUCCAAACUUUAUUUGAAGAGUGUAGGUACAGAUGCGUCCUAUUCGAUAAUAAAACAAAAAGCGACGCGGUCCAGAAAGAACAAUUCCAUUCGCUCAUGUCAUUUGUUAAACCCCUGAAAAAAUACUCGAGAGAAGAAUUUGUGGGCGCUGGAAAAGAUUUAGAUGAGUUAAGUUUAGAGUUCGCCGCCACACAUUUGGAAAAGCAGACGCAAGAUUACUUGAACCGCAUCAGAGAGGAAGUUAAAAAAACGGAAGAGGAUUUUCCCCGGAAUAAAGAAUUUUAUUUUGAAAAAAUGGAAGCUUUGAUAAAAGACCUUCAAGAACAUAAACAAGCAAUUAACGAGCUUGGCAACUGUACAAAAAUAGAAUAUCUUUCAAACAUGAUUUAUGUGUUGGAGUUGGAGAUUUCUUCCAAGCUGAAAAGAUAUCGUUUGGAAUCGGGGAUGGCAAACCUUCAAACUCUACAAAUGUCACAACAAGCUAGCCAGAGAAUAUAUCCUGAGCUUGCAACUGUGUCUGACGUAAUGGCCGGAAGUGACGAAAUAAGACCAUCAGCCUCUACUCCAUACACGAUUCCCUACUCAGCGACAACCAACGAGCUAGACUCUGGGGACUGGGAGUUCGAGAAACACAUUGAAGAGCAGCUGGGCGCUAUACGGUCAGACCUCAAGUACGUGAGUAGGGACAAGACCCGUCCAGAUUUUAGACAAAACCUAGACAGACUGAGACAGCUGACCGACUCAACUCUCGACCUCGUAAAUGAAAGAAGCAAGCACGGAACUAAAUUUGAUGGCAUCAUUGCCCAGAUCUACGAUCUUCAAGAAGAAAUGGACAUGCGCCAACGGACCAACGCCAUGGUUAAACCUGAACCUAAAGGGGCAUACGAGUCUUGUAGACGGGACUUUCCGAAACCAAGACGGGAAUUUCCGAAACCAACACAAUCGAAGCACUACACUGAGAAAAAACCCGGACAAAUCAAGAAGAGGUGGAACCAAAUAAAAACCCAGUACAAGAAAAUAAAAAAUUGUAUGAAAAAGAAAUUGAAUGAUUUUAAUAGACAAAGCACGCUUAAAUACCAUCACUAUUAUUGAUAAUCUUUGCGAUUUUCAUUUUUUUCCAACACUAAUUAAUAAUUUCUAUUUUAUUUUUAAAAUAUAGUUUUUAAAAUGCAUAAAUAACGUGUAUGACUGUGAAAUAACACCUGAACUGAAGCGCCC
Messenger RNA from Physella acuta, 2995 nucleotides. RefSeq lists its product as uncharacterized. Gene Ontology annotation, molecular function: GTP binding. The record is from RefSeq and is a predicted model, not a curated record. Lineage: Eukaryota; Metazoa; Mollusca; Gastropoda; Physidae.